Sinocyclocheilus rhinocerous is the source of this 3910-nucleotide messenger RNA. RefSeq names its product 1-phosphatidylinositol 4,5-bisphosphate phosphodiesterase gamma-1-like. The record is from RefSeq and is a predicted model, not a curated record. NCBI's taxonomy places the organism in Eukaryota, Metazoa, Chordata, Actinopteri, Cypriniformes, Cyprinidae. Gene Ontology annotation, molecular function: protein binding; phosphatidylinositol-4,5-bisphosphate phospholipase C activity. The annotation marks the transcript as partial. Gene Ontology annotation, cellular component: ruffle membrane. Gene Ontology annotation, biological process: positive regulation of epithelial cell migration; phosphatidylinositol metabolic process; release of sequestered calcium ion into cytosol. The transcript has 25 exons.
CAUGCUGGUGUUCUCCGGUCUGUGCACUCAGCGACCUCAGACGAGGAGAUGGUCAUGUGGGUGAAGGGUUUGACCUGGCUGGUGUCUGAUACGCUACGCUCCCCCACACCCCUGCAGAUAGAAAGAUGGCUGAGAAAACAGUUUUACGCAGUGGAUCGCAGCAGGGAAGACAGAAUUUCCUGUAAGGAUCUGAAAAGUAUGCUGUGCCAGGUCAACUACAGAGUUCCCAAUAUGAGGUUCUUACGAGAGAAACUUCCGGAUGGAGAGCUGAGGAAUGGAGAUGUAUCAUAUAGUCAUUUUGCGCAGUUGUACCGCAGCCUGAUGUUUGACGCACAGAAAUCAAUGGAGAUUCCACUGCUGCAGAGGCUUAUUGAGAGACCUGAGCAGAAGAUCUCACUGGAGGACUUCCAGAACUUCCUAAUUGAACAUCAGAAGGAGCUCUGGGCUACAGACAAUAAUAAGGUGCAGGAGUUCAUGCUCCACUACCUGAAGGAUCCUCUACGAGAGAUCGAGCAGCCAUACUUUCAUCAAGACGAGUUCCUCACGUAUCUGUUCUCUAAAGAGAACACUAUCUGGGACGUGCAGCUCGAUCAGGUGAGGCCAGAGGACAUGAACAACCCCCUGUCCCAUUACUGGAUCUCCUCGUCCCACAACACCUAUCUGACGGGAGACCAAUUUUCCAGUGAGUCGUCUCUGGAGGCGUACGCCCGCUGUCUGCGGAUGGGCUGCAGAUGCAUCGAGUUGGACUGCUGGGACGGUCCUGAUGGGAUGCCUGUUAUCUACCACGGUCACACCCUCACCACCAAGAUCAAGUUCAACGAUGUGCUUUCCACCAUCAAAGAACACGCCUUCGUUACGUCUGACUAUCCCAUCAUCCUCUCCAUCGAGGACCACUGCAGUAUUGUCCAGCAGAGAAACAUGGCCACCUACUUUAAGAAAGUGUUUGGAGAGAUGCUCCUGACCAAAGCGGUGGACAUCUCAGCCGACGGUCUCCCCUCACCCAAUCAGCUCAAGAGGAAGAUCCUGAUCAAGCACAAGAAAUUAGCUGAGGGAAGUGCGUACGAGGAGGUCUCGUCUUCAACGCCCUACUCUGAGAACGAUAUCAGCAACUCCAUCAAGAACGGCAUCCUGUACCUGGAGGAUCCCAUCAACCAUGAGUGGUAUCCUCACUUCUUUGUUCUGACCAGCAAUAAGAUCUAUUACUCUGAAGAGACGUCAAGUAAUCAAGGGAACGAGGAUGAGGAGGAGCACAGAGAGGUGAGGAAAACACAAUCUCAGGAAUACAAAUAUUGGUGGAAGGGAGACUAUGGCGGCAAGAAGCAGCUGUGGUUCCCUGCGAAUUACGUGGAGGAAAUCAGCCCGACGGCUGCGGAGCCUGACAGAUCUGCCACAGAGAACAGUCCUCUGGGAGAUCUCCUGAGAGGAAGUGUGGACGUGUCUUCCUGUCAGAUCGUGGUCAGGCCUGAAGGGAAGGGCAGCAGACAGUUCGUCUUCUCUUUGGUCCCUGUGGCUUCACCUCGCACCGGCCCAGUGCUGGACAUCGCAGCCAGUUCACAGGAGGAGCUGAAGGACUGGGUGAUGAAGAUCCGCGAGGUCACCAUGACCUCUGAAGCCAAGCUUGAGGAGGGUAAAAUGAUGGAAAGAAGAAAGAAGAUUGCUUUAGAGCUGUCAGACCUCGUCAUCUACUGCCGACCGGUUCCUUUUGAUGAAGACAAAAUCGGGACGGAGCGGGCCUGUUUCCGGGACAUGUCCUCGUUUCCCGAGACCAAAGCGGAGAAGUAUGUGAACCGUAUCAAAGGAAAGAAGUUCCUGCAGUACAACCGGCUGCAGCUCUCGCGGAUCUACCCUCGCGGUCAGCGCCUGGACUCGUCCAACUACGACCCGUUACCCAUGUGGCUGUGUGGCAGUCAGCUGGUGGCCCUUAACUUCCAGACCGCCGAUAAGCCCAUGCAGAUGAAUCAGGCGCUCUUCAUGCUGAACGGCAGGAGCGGUUACGUGCUGCAGCCGUCGAUCAUGAGAGACGACACCUUCGACCCGUUUGACCGGCACUCUCUGAGAGGAGUGGAGCCCAUCACAGUCUGCAUAGAGGUUUUGGGAGCACGCCACCUGCCCAAACAUGGUCGAGGUAUCGUUUGCCCUCUCAUCGAGAUCGAAGUUUGUGGAGCAGAAUAUGACAACGCCAAGCAGAGGACGGACUCUGAAGCGGACAACGGUCUGAACCCCACCUGGCCCAGGAAACCCUUCCGAUUCACCGUGUGCAAUCCUUCCUUUGCCUUCCUGCGCUUCGUGGUCUAUGAAAUCGACAUGUUCAACGACCAGAACUUUCUCGCCCAGGCAACGUUCCCCAUCAGCUGCCUCAAAACCGGCUACCGGUCUGUCCCGCUCAAGAACAGCUACAGUGAGGAUCUGGAGUUGGCGUCCCUGCUGGUGCACAUGGACAUCGUCAGAGGAAGGCAUGAGAAUGGCGAGAUGUUGAGUCCCUUCUCGGCGGCGGGGGCCAUAGCCAUGCAGGUGGGCCGGGAGCGUACGGGGGACACCAGCUCCGUCUCCUCCACGUCCCCCCUGCCCUCGUCUCCGGGCCAGGCUCUGGGAUACCACGGGCGGGAGGGCUCGUUCGAGGCCCGCUACCAGUCCCCGCUGGAGGACUUCAGAGUGUCCCAGGAGACGCUGCUGGACCACGAGAGCAGGAGGCUUCGUAGGGCUCGCGUCAGCGCCGACAACCGUGCGUAACCCGAGCGGAUGAGCGUGCGACAGAUGGACGGAGCGGACGCAAGGCCAGCGACAAGGGUCCCACAGCUGAUGAUGUCAAGGACUGCCGUGAAACCCGUUUCUAAGGAAGUCGUCAUCGCCAGCGUUUUCGGACAGAUCUCCCUCUCUCUGCGACUCUCUCCCGCUCAGGGCCGCGCGAGUGGCAGAGGGGCUUGCGGAGCGUGAUGGAGCUUUGGCUCACGGACAGAAACGAACAAUUAUCUGCUUCGCUACAAUCUGAACCUGCGGACGGGGCGGGGGGGUUCUGAUGCUGCGCGAGACUCGAGGACAGCGUUUGGGUGGACGACAAAGGCCAAUGUUUCAAAAUUGAGGGGGGGUUGUAUCGUUCAUCACUUUGAAACCGAUUCCAGGUUAACAUUUAUGGAGUAAUAAUACUUUUUCUUUACUGUAUCUCUCUGGCUUAUAUAUAUAAAUGUGUGUGUGUGUGGUUAGAAAAACGUUGCAGCUGAUCUGCUCUCAAAGAGCAUCUCACUCCAGAUCUUUAUUUCAUUUCAGAUUAUUUUUUAUUAUUUAAACGUUUUAAACUUUCAUAAUGUCAUUUUUUUUCUAUACGAGUAUGUUUUUAACAUGAGGGCUUGGCCUUUUUAAUUGCGUGUCUUGCAUUCUUGCUCUUUCUCUUCCCUCUGUCCGAGUUGAUGGACUAAAGUGUUUGACACGUCCCAGGAUGUGCUUGUGUGUUUUUGUGACAGGCAGGUGGCAGUAUGGGAGAUCCCAUUGAAGUAGUCUCUGUCUGAGCUUCAGGAAGAUGUUCUUCGGCAUUUAACAACCUUUAUUUUGCUUUAAAAUUAAAUUAUGAAGUUAUCAAGUGACCAGAGAGCAAUAUCACUCUCCUUGUUUUAUGUUUUGCCAGUCUGCACGGGUGGACUUGAAUUCACAAACAGCUCAGGUGGGGGUUUUGGGCUACGAGAGCUUUGUGGAAAUGUCGUGUAUUUAGUUUACAGAACAGAACUUGGACCAUCUCAUUUCAGACCAUUUUAUCCCUCUAAAACCAUUUCUGUGAUUUAUCGUUUACUGUUCCUCCACACUUUAGCAAUUGAAAAGUCUUGUUCCUGAAGGCUUUUUAUGGUGUAGUCUUAUCAGGUCAAAUAGGGAGGGCAUUUUAUGUAUGAUUUAGUACCUUUAGUAGCAUGUUAACCAUGAU